GUCAUUAGCGCUACGGAGCAUGUGUGGGUAUUACAGCUCUAAGGAAAUUAGAGUGUGUUGUUAGAAAACUUGUAAAUUGCCACCUUACUAAGCCCUUUAAUUGAGUCUUUGUGUUUACAAUCCCUACGUUGAAGAGAUUUACAUUAGCUUUCAUUCACAUGAGCAUAUUUAGUAUUUAUUUUAGCUGACGCCAUCUUUCUUCUGCUAAACUAAGGCAUUACCCAAAGGUGUUCAUGUAAUGUGAUUGGAUUUCCCAUUGGAGGCAUACCUUCACCAGCUCCAGAGAUACUAUCGCCAUUGGUUUGGAAUUUAUUCUCUGUGGUUUGGGAAGAAGCGAAACACAUUUCGGUAAUAACUUCACAACCAGAAACUUGCAGAUAAAUACAGCUUGCCGACAAAGACUGUUUUAAAUAUCUACAAUAAGCCUUAACGUUGUGUUACGUUGCUGGAAUGUUUGUAACGGGGUUUUUUGUAACAGAGGAACAUGACUCUCACACCACUCCUGAGGUUUCCUAAAGUCCCACUUUCCAAUGGUCUGCAGAUUCCAAUACUUGGACUGGGCACAUCACAUCAUGGCGGUUUCUCUCAUGAUGCCAUCGUGUAUGCACUCACUGAGUGUGGAGUGCGUCAUAUUGACACAGCAAAACGCUACGGCUGUGAGGAGAAACUGGGUAAGGCUAUCAUAGAAAGUGGGAUACCACGCAGUGAUCUGUGGGUCACCAAUAAACUGUGGCCAGGGGACUACGGAUACAAAGCUGCAAAGAAGGCCUGCCUUGACUCCUGCUCACAGAUGGGGUUGCAUUAUUUCGAUCUGUACCUGAUGCACUGGCCAGAGCCAUUGCAGUCAUCUAAUUGCUCUAAUAGGGAGAUGAGAACAGAGACCUGGAGAGCUCUGGAAGAACUUUAUAAAGAAGGAGUUUGCCGUGCUAUUGGUGUGAGCAACUUUCAAGUCCACCACCUGGAAGAAUUAAAGGAAGACUGUAGUGUUGUGCCACAUAUCAACCAGGUGGAGUAUCAUCCUUUCCAGCAGCCCAAACUGCUGAUGGAGUACUGUCGUCGGGAGGGAAUUGUGUUUGAAGGCUACUCUCCUUUGGCCAAGAAUCAAGUCCUCAGAAACCCAACUGUUCUCCAGAUAGCAGAAAAAUAUAGACAGACCCCUGCUCAGAUCUGCAUCCGCUGGAGUAUUCAGAAUCGAGUUGUUACAAUACCAAAAUCCACCAAAAAGAAGAGAAUUCAAGAAAACUGUCAAGUAUUUGGGUUCCAGCUGGAGGAGUCAGACAUGACUGCUUUGGGAAGCCUGCAUGAUGGAAGACAUGUGUCGUGGGAUUCAACACACGUAGAGUAACACAUGUUAGAAAACUUAAAAAGAAGAGUGAGUUUGUAUUUUUUGCUCAACAAGUUCUUUACGAGUGCUGAAAGAACGGAGCUCUUCUCAUAUGGCAUACUAGCUUUUAGAUUGCAUAUCCAUUCGCACAUUUGACCAUUUGUUAAAACGGCAAACUCUUCGACUUUUAAUCCAUGUAUAUUGUACAUUUUUUAAUAGCAUUUAAUUAAUAUUUGUAUUGUCUUCUCUCUUAUCUAUAUGUAUUCCUUGUGUCCAUUUUAAUAGUAUUUUUUUCUGCUGUUCUAUAGGUUUUUUGAUAUUUGCAAUACUUGCUUUAUUGUUAUUGCUGUUAUGCGCCCAUUCACCCAAGCAAAUUCCUUGUAUGUAAACAAUUUUAAAAAACAAGACGACAAUAGAAAAGAUUUAGAGUCCAAAAAAUCAGAAUAUAAUAGUAUAAUUCCUUACUUUUUUCAGUAAUUUUUCAGAAAAUAAUUAAAUAACCCAAAUGUUAACAUGAUUGUUACAUACUGGCCGUUAUGCUAUUAUGUUGCAAGAUAGUGAGCUGCAAAAGAUGGCAAAUAUCUAAAGAUUUUAGCUUAUGCAAUAAAUCUAAUAAUCACCAAACCCAGACAAUGUAAGUGAACAGCCUUUUGUACAAGCUGCAAUACUAAACAGUUAUUCAGUUCUUGUCAUCUAAGUUUAAAUAAGUGCAUUGUUAAGAGCUGGUGUUCAUGUACCAGGGAACUAGUAUGUUCGGCUGUGCUGGCUGCCUGCUGCAAAAAACACCAACAUCACUCUGCUUGUUUAAUCAAUUUAUUUUGUAGAAAUUCUAAAAAAAUAUAUUUUAAAAGAAAGACUAUUCUAUUUGUAAAACUGUUUUGUUUUUUCCAUACUCAUCCAGACCUAGAAAUGAGAAGCUGGAGUUGCUCUUUGUUAAAAGCAAAAAU
Eleginops maclovinus (Patagonian blennie) is the source of this 2271-nucleotide messenger RNA. RefSeq lists its product as uncharacterized. The transcript has 7 exons. The coding region runs from base 485 to 1345 and encodes 286 amino acids. The record is from RefSeq and is a predicted model, not a curated record. Gene Ontology annotation, molecular function: oxidoreductase activity. Lineage: Eukaryota; Metazoa; Chordata; Actinopteri; Perciformes; Eleginopidae.